UAUUGUCGAAAAUAUUGUAUUCAUCCAAUGGACGCUAUAAAUAACUUUGCUCGAGGAAGAAACAAUCACUUAGUCUUCCUCCUUUGAACGGAACAAAUCGCAGAACACCACUCAACAUGAAAUUCAUCAUUGUCUUUGUUGCCCUCUUUGCCAUUGCCUUGGCCGCCCCCGCUGAAGUGGCAAUUGUCAAAAGUGAAUCCGAUGUUGGUCCCGAUUCCUUCUCAUAUGCCUACGAAACUAGCGAUGGUACCAAAUCCGAAGCUAGCGGCAAUGUGAUUCAUGCCGGUACCGAAGAGGAAGGUAUUGCCAUCAAGGGUUCCUUCAGCUUCGUUGCUGAUGAUGGACAAACCUACACUGUUAACUACAUUGCUGAUGACAAUGGUUUCCAACCUCAAGGUGCCCAUUUGCCAGUUGCUUAAGAUGUGAUUCCAUGU
Molecule: messenger RNA, 434 nt
Organism: Stomoxys calcitrans (stable fly)
Lineage: Eukaryota; Metazoa; Arthropoda; Insecta; Diptera; Muscidae
Product: larval cuticle protein 65Ag1-like
Exons: 2
Coding region: 117-419 (100 amino acids)
Cellular component (GO): chitin-based extracellular matrix
Molecular function (GO): structural constituent of chitin-based larval cuticle
Source: RefSeq, a predicted model, not a curated record